Messenger RNA from Plasmodium malariae, 486 nucleotides. RefSeq names its product 60S ribosomal protein L21, putative (gene RPL21). The transcript has a single exon. Gene Ontology annotation, biological process: translation. Gene Ontology annotation, molecular function: structural constituent of ribosome. The coding region runs from base 1 to 486 and encodes 161 amino acids. Lineage: Eukaryota; Apicomplexa; Aconoidasida; Haemosporida; Plasmodiidae. The record is from RefSeq and is a predicted model, not a curated record. Gene Ontology annotation, cellular component: ribosome; cytosolic large ribosomal subunit.
AUGGGAGGCAAAUCAAAAGGAUUACGAUCAGGUACAAGAUACAAAUUUUCGAAAAAAUUUCGUAAACAUGGAGAAUGUACAGCAAACAAAUAUUUAGAAAAAUUAAAUUAUGGAGAUUAUGUGGAUAUAGUAUGUGAUUCAACACAACAAAAAGGUAUGCCAUUUAAUUAUUAUCAUGGAAAAACUGGAAAAAUAUUUCAUAUUACGAAAAGAGGUGUAGGUGUUUUAGUAAAUAAAAGAGUUAAGCAUCGAAUUAUACAAAAGAAAGUUUGUGUGAGAAUAGAACAUGUGAGAAAGUCGAGAUGUAAUGAAGAUUUCAUAUUGAGAAAAAAAAAAAAAGAUGAAAUAAUUAAAGAAGCAAAAUUAAAAAAUGAAAAAGUGUCGAUUAAAAGAAAACCAGAAGGACCUAAGCCGGCGGCCAUGAUAAAAGUACCCCCCUCGAAAGUCAUAACUAUUGAGCCCUUACCUUUUUAUGAAGAAUAUUAA